UAUGAAAAGUGAAUGUGUUGACCCAAAAGCAGAUCACUUCGUCUAGGRCUUGACUUUGAUCAAGACUGCAAUCUUUCUUAGUCUAAAGGGGAGGCAAUUAAGGCAGCCAUUGAUAGUCUUACGACACAAUCUUCAAACGCUUAAAAGAAUGGAUUAGUCAUGAGACUGAUGAGUUAUUAAUGAAGUAAAGGAAGCUGAAACGACAGUGUUUGAAAAAGUUGAAAACAUGGAGAACAAGGUGGACCAACUAAGCCGCGAAACUUCAAGGCCGGUAAAACAUGAAGAAUUGAGUCUCCAAAAACUCAAGGAAGCGAUUGCAAAGCAGACAGAAUUACAGCUAAAAAGGAUAGCAGAAUUAGAAUCAAUGAAAACCAACGAUAUUUUCACCAGGAACUUAAUUGUUCACCACGGCAGUCCCGAAAAAGAUAAGCCUAGUCAUAAACCCGGAUUGACUGACAAGGAAGAUAGUCAAAGCUUUAUUCAAACUCUACGUAACAAAUUCCGGAUGCAACGCAGUCAAGAGAAUGAGAAUUCUAAGAGAAGAGUUUCUGAUGAACCAGGCGUUGCAAUAGGGAAGCCAUUCUUCUCACAAACACGUGUCCUCAGGGAUUUUGACAAGACUUCAAUGUCCCAUCCGGGCAUCAAGUUUACUUACCUGAUUCCCUUUGACAAAGGUCUCAGUCUUGAAAAGCUGAUCAAUCUUUCCCCUUUGUUGGAUGAAGCCACCAUGAUCGACGACACACUAAUGGAGUAUUUUAUUCGGCAUGCAGGGCAGCUGUUUAUUGUUUUCGAUGGAUUUGACGAAUGUAAAGAACAAUUUAAAAUUGUCGACGAUGUUGAAGACCCCAGUGACAUUAAAACCAAGAUAAGGAUAUCAUUGAAUCGGUUUUCAUGGUUAUUCAUAACCGGCAUUUUCAAUAGAGACAUUUCAGAAAACGUUGAAGACUGAAUACUGCAUAGUACAUUCCAAGACAUUUAAUGCAUUGUUAUUAUCAAAAUAAACUUCACGUUCGCUGCAUUACAAAAUGACAUUUAAUUCUAAGUUUAAUUGCUUUCUAUUGAAGACCCUGAUGUUCGGAGCUGGUGUAGUCACCCUAAAACCACUUUGAAACCCCUUCUGAACGGCCACAGAACGACCAACAGCGCAUUUUGGUCUUUGUAUUGAAUGUUUUCUGAAUUGACUGUAUACAAUAUAGGGUAAUUGAACGAAGGACGUUGAUGACCUAGCCUAGUAGGGGCCUAUAUUAUAGGUUGGCGUUUUGACUGUUUCUGCUCGAAUUUUUACGGCUGUGAAAACAUUACUCGGUUGCGGAAAUUUGCCGAUUUUGCUGCGCAGACUACGGUGUCAAUGCACUUUAUUUGCAUAUUUGCAGUACAAUAAUAUGCCCCAUAAUAUAUCAUAAAUGCAAGUCAUGUAGGGUCCAAUCAGAAAUCAGUAAAUCCAGGAACUUAGAGAUGACACUUUAGAAAUGAAAUAAAACAAAUCACGUGUUAAAUGGAAGCUGCAGUUUGAUUGGUUACGUGGUUCCAGUUAGAGUACCGUCUUUGUAAUUAGAACUGAAUUAGAAUUCUAAUGUUUUCACU
This is a messenger RNA of Exaiptasia diaphana, 1584 nucleotides long. RefSeq lists its product as uncharacterized. The coding region runs from base 227 to 949 and encodes 240 amino acids. The record is from RefSeq and is a predicted model, not a curated record. The transcript is spliced from 3 exons. NCBI's taxonomy places the organism in Eukaryota, Metazoa, Cnidaria, Anthozoa, Actiniaria, Aiptasiidae.